AUGGUGGAGGACGCCAGCAAAAGUGGAGAUAAAAGUACAGACCUGGAAAAGAAAUUUGAACGGUGGCGCUGUCGUCCUCGCAACUGCCUCCUAGUUUUAAUUGUUUUGACUGUGGUUCUUUUGUACUAUGUGAACAUCUCACAAGUCUCUGAAAUCUGGUUAAUGAUUUACAACACAACAUCUACAGAAACAGCCUCAAACGCAACAGCCAUCAACCUGUUAACUUUGCAGUCAACUGUAGCCACUACUUUAGCAGGAAAGAAAAAUGACUCAAUUUCUAUACUGCCUACUGAAGAACCGUGUACUCCUGAGACACCAUAUCAUGUGGCGUACCCCUGCAGAUAUCAUUACAUAAUAAAUGAACCAGAGAGUUGUCAACAGGACAAUCCUUUUCUGGUCCUCAUGGUGCCUGUGGCACCAAACAACAGGAGAGUUCGGGAUGCCAUCCGUAGUACCUGGGGUACCGAGAAGGUGGUUAUGCAAAAGGUGAUAAGGCUUUUCUUUGUGCUUGGUCAACCUGGACGUGAAGGGCAGGAGGAGGAGCAGCAGAAGCUGAUCCAGGAGAGCGAGGAAUUUCAUGAUAUUGUGCAGAGCAAUUUUAUGGACAGCUACAACAAUCUUACCAUCAAAACCAUGAUAAUUUUGGAAUGGCUGACAAGCUACUGCCGAAAUGCCAGCUAUGCCAUGAAGAUAGACUCAGACAUAUUCCUUAAUCUGGAUGUUUUAGUCAAUAUGCUUCUCAAGGCUCCCAUAGAGAAGUAUAUGACUGGGCUUGUUGCUAAAGGGGCCAUGGUGCGUAGAGAACCCCGGUCAAAAUGGUAUCUGCCAAAAACUGUAUAUUUUGAAGACUUUUAUCCACCUUAUGCUCUUGGUUUGGCAUAUGUGAUGUCUUUGGACCUUCCAGAAAAACUUGUUGAAGGAGCCAAGCAGGUCAAAGCGGUCUAUAUUGAAGAUAUUUAUUUGGGAUUGUGCAUGAGGCAUCUGGGAAUACCUUUCACUUCGCAAAGAGAUCAGAGUUUGUUCAACGUCUUCCCUGUUCCCUACAAUCGCUGUCGUUACUCAAAACUCAUUGCAACAACGACAAAUAGCUUAGAAGAACAAGUAAACUCCUGGAAAGACUAUAAGAGACCAGAGCCACAUUGUUAA
Molecule: messenger RNA, 1146 nt
Organism: Trichomycterus rosablanca
Lineage: Eukaryota; Metazoa; Chordata; Actinopteri; Siluriformes; Trichomycteridae
Product: beta-1,3-galactosyltransferase 1
Exons: 2
Coding region: 1-1146 (381 amino acids)
Cellular component (GO): Golgi membrane
Molecular function (GO): N-acetyl-beta-D-glucosaminide beta-(1,3)-galactosyltransferase activity
Source: RefSeq, a predicted model, not a curated record